Striga hermonthica is the source of this 474-nucleotide messenger RNA. NCBI's taxonomy places the organism in Eukaryota, Viridiplantae, Streptophyta, Magnoliopsida, Lamiales, Orobanchaceae. The record is from the annotation of a GenBank genome assembly.
AUGUAUGAAUUAUGUGGAUAUCCGAAUGGUUUCUCGGCACUGGGUUCUCGGUCUGAUGGAGAUUCUGUGAAUGCAACAAUUUUUGUUGGAGGACUUGACCCUAAUGCUACUGACGAGGAUCUCAGGCAGCCUUUCUCGCAAUAUGGUGAAAUACUGUCAGUCAAGAUACCAGCCAGAAAAGGAUGUGGUUUUGUUCAAUUUGCUAACAGAAAUGAUGCCGCGGAGGCCUUGCACCAUUUAAGUGGUACAACUAUCGGAAAGCAAACUGUUCGACUUUCUUGGGGGCGCAAUCCGGCUAACAAACAGUCGAGAGCUGAUUUUGGAAAUCAAUGGACGGGCGCCUAUUAUGGCCCACCUUUCUUUGACGGAUAUGGAUAUGCUAUGCCUCACAACCCAAGCGUGUAUGGAGCCCCGUACACCCCAUAUCCCAUAAUGCGAAAGGACCAUUUCUGGGUCACUGGAAGCUGGCAAUGA